Messenger RNA from Clonostachys solani, 1374 nucleotides. The record is from the annotation of a GenBank genome assembly. Lineage: Eukaryota; Fungi; Ascomycota; Sordariomycetes; Hypocreales; Bionectriaceae.
AUGAGCACCUGUGGUGUUGAAUGGGUUGAGACCCAGUUCGGGCCAAAGCCACAAUGGACGAACGAACCUGACCAUGAGGCCAUAUUGCAGGCGGCUCGGCAGGCAUUGAACUUGAAUGAGCUGUGCUCUGUCAGGUUUCUCGCGCAAGGGUGCUUCAACAGGGUUUAUGUCAUCAGCUCACCAAGCGAAGAGUAUAUCUUCAGAGUCAGCCUGCCAAUGUAUCGGUGCUGGAAGACCGAGAGCGAGAUUGCCACGAUGGAAUGGGCGCGGCAGAGCACAUCGCUCCCUGUCCCUCGCGUCUUGUCACAAAUGAACGAUCCGUCACAAGCGGUCGGCUACGAGUGGAUAAUCAUGGAGAAGGUUUCAGGAAAACCCCUCGAGGAUGUUUGGACAGGCAUUGACUAUUCUUGCAAGAGAAGAAUCGUCAAGCAACUGGCCGCAUUCGCAGCAGCUACCUUUGAACACAAGCUAAGAGGAAUAGGAAGUCUAUACUACUGUAACAGCUCCUUGCUUCCGGCUCCCCCACCUGGCAAUUUCGAGGAAAAGACAGAUUCAACUUCAUUCAAACCAUAUGGCGACGAUCACCUAGGAUUCCCCUUUGGACUGGGACCGGGAGUCUGUCCGCUGUAUCUGUCUCCGUAUUUUGAGCGAGUACCUCAGGGACCCUUCUCGACCUCUCGAGAAUGGGUAAUCUGGCUAUUAAAAUUUGCGGGUGAGGACCUCCAAGCACGUUUGAAAGAAGGAACGGGAAGUUUUGUCCAGGGGCCCGAAGGAGUAGAAGCGAUGACUAUUCUUCAUAGGUUAGGAGCACUAUUGGAUGCCUUUUUCCCACUCCAUUCCACAUCGGAGUCUGAGCUCACCAUGCUCUUCCAUCACGAUCUUAGCGAAAGUAAUAUUCUGGUUGAUGAUAACGGCUCGCUUGCUUCGGUCAUCGACUGGGAAUACAUGUCAACUGUGCCGUUGUUUAUGGGAUGCCAAAUCCCGCAAUUUCUCAUGGAUUUGCCGUGCGAUACUGGCCCAAAGAUUGACGACUAUGAGGGGUAUAAUGACUUGCGGUAUUGGUCACACCGCAAAUACUACGAGUUAACUCAGCUGAGGCAAGAGUUUCUUCAUGAGAUGAAGAGGCUGCAGCCUCAAUGGGUUGACAUAUUCGAGUCCACUGAGCAUCAGAGAGAUUUUGUCGCAGCAAUUACCAGCUGUCGGGAGUUUUAUGGGGAGCCGACGAUGUGCGAGAUACUCUGCAGCUGGCUAACUGAUGUGGAAUCGGGUGUUCUGGACGUUAUGGGCUUGGACGAGAGAAUCUUUGAUGCGUUUGCUUCGGCGGAUACAUUAAAUGAUAGGUUUGAAGGGAUGGAAGGCAUUGAGACAACUUGA